AGUAGAAUGUCAAAGACCAAAAGAGAAAGAAAAAAAAAAAGCAUAGCAACAACAGAGUUUGCUGUCUUCACUACUCCCAGCUUAGGCCAACCUGGACUCCUCCAACCCGAAUGAGGUGGCCCCCACGUUUUAUAUGAAGGCUCUGAUUUACCACACAGCAGUGAUCCAUCUGGUAACAUGGCAAUCCAGUACAGACUGGAGGAGAAAACUGAGCAACAGAGCUAAAAUACAGUGUAUUCCCAGGUAAAACAGACGUGUGCUUCCAUCUGAAAUGGAUUACUCUGGCCAGUUUCAGUUAAAGAUCAACAGGAACAGUCCUCAGUGACAGGAACAGCAUCUGUGAGCAGUGUAGUCUGUCACCACUGGUGGCAGCAGUUGGGAAUAACAGGGCUCCCUGCCAAGUGUGAAGCCAUAGCCACACAGGGUUUGUCACUAGCUCAGGGUCCCUUGGCCAGGCAAUGUGGGGCAGAUGCUUCUGUGAUGUGCAGUGAAGUCUCCCUUUGUGCUUUUCUGGAGGAAGAAACUAUAAUCGUCUGUGUUCUUGUUUACAGGACCCAAAUUGUGGAAACAGGAUGAAACUGACCAGCGAGAAGUUGCCCAAAAACCCCUUCUCUCUAUCUCAGUAUGCUGCUAAACAACAAAAAUUUUUCCAAUGGAAGAAGGAAAAGCCUGAUUAUUACCGCCAUGCUAAUUUGGUGGACACAGCAUUGCAAUUCCUGAAAGAAAGAAUAAGAAGAGGGGAUGCUAUGGCGUAUUUCCUAAGAGGCCAGCUCUACUUUGAAGAGGGCUGGUAUCAAGAAGCCUUAGCACAGUUUGAGGAAAUCCAGGAAAAAGACCAUCAAGCAAUUUAUCAGCUAGGAGUGAUGUAUUAUGAUGGGCUGGGGACCACUGCAAAUGCUGAAAAAGGAGUGAACUAUAUGAAGAAAAUCCUUGAUUCUCCAUGCCCCCAGACGAUACACUUGAAAUUCGCUGCUGCUUACAACCUCGGGAGAGCUUAUUUUGAAGGAAAAGGUGUGAAGCAAUCGGACGAGGAAGCGGAGAGACUGUGGCUGUUUGCUGCCGACAAUGGAAACCCAAAAGCUAGUGUGAAGGCGCAAAGUAUUCUGGGAUUGUUCUAUUCAAUGAAAGAGCCCAAAGACUUAGAAAAGGCAUUCUUCUGGCACUCGGAAGCUUGUGGCAAUGGGAAUCUGGAGUCCCAGGGUGCACUUGGUCUCAUGUACUUCUACGGACAGGGAAUCCGGCAGGACACCGAUGCCGCCCUGCACUGCUUACGGGAAGCGGCUGAGCGAGGGAACGUCUACGCCCAGGGGACGCUGGUGGAGUACUACUACAAGAUGAAGUUUUUUACCAAGUGUGUUUCGUUUUCCAAAAGGAUAGCAGACUAUGAUGAGGUUCACGACAUCCCCAUGAUAGCCCAUGUCACGGACUGCCUCCCAGAGUUCAUAGGCAAAGGCAUGGCCAUGGCGUCUUUCUACUACGCGCGGUGUCUCCAGCUCGGCUUGGGCAUUACGAAAGACGAAGCAUCUGCCAAGCACUAUUAUUCUAAAGCUUGCCGUCUGAACCCCACACUGGCAGAUGAACUUCACUCCUUACUUAUUCACCAGAGAAUUUAGACCUCAAAGCAUUUCAACAAAGACCAUCAGUUCUAAUUUGAAACAGUGUGUGUGUCCUGCAGCAGCUACAUCUAUAUCCCCGUUUUAUUGUCCAGGGUAUUUUACAGAAAUUUUAGUUUUGUUCUUAUAUUUGUAUUCUGUAAUUUUUACAAACUAAAAUUUAGACACCAAUCAAAUUGCUGGGAAGAGUAUUCAGAGACAACCUCUGAAUCUGCAGCGUGGCCUGGACUGCCCUGAGCUUGAAAGCAUGCCAAGAGCAAAUACCUCUUUGUCUUAUUAAAUGCAGUGUCUGUAACUAUUUAGUCAGAUUGAGUUUUGUG
Molecule: messenger RNA, 1933 nt
Organism: Apodemus sylvaticus (European woodmouse)
Lineage: Eukaryota; Metazoa; Chordata; Mammalia; Rodentia; Muridae
Gene: Lrp2bp
Product: LRP2 binding protein
Exons: 8
Coding region: 573-1613 (346 amino acids)
Molecular function (GO): protein binding
Source: RefSeq, a predicted model, not a curated record